CCAAAAAAAAAAAAAAAAAAAGCUCCCUCCCCCGCACAAUUUCCCUCCCAAAUUUCGUCUUCAACAAUCAAACUAAACGCCAUGGCGAUCUCACCUCGCUACCUCCUCCUCCUCUUCUUGAUAUCAACCUCUCCUUCUCUCAUCUCCGCUUCCAACCUCUCAGUAAUUUCUCAUCCUUCAAAGCUUCAGCUCCCCCCCGGGGACAGGAUCGAGGGAUCUCCGGGUUCUCGCCCGGGCUCUAUCGUCACCUGCAGCAGAGUCCACAUCCACGGCCUCUCUAGGCUUCGCGAUAUCGACAAGUACGCUCACUCCCUCAGAAUUAGGGUUUCCUUCGCCCAGGGAGAUCCGAGUUCUCGUGCCCAGACCGUCGAGCUCUGUUUACAUCGAAACGAGAGUAUUGGGGUUGGGAUGUGCCCUGAGACUCAAUGGCAGAAGCUGGCUAAGGGCUCUUGGGUUCAAGCAGUUCCGCCUUUUGGGAACAGGAUUAUUGACAUCAGAAUGCUGCCGGAUUCGUCGAGGUCCAUUGAGGUUUCUACUGAAUUAGAGUUCCUGCUCCAUCGACUCCUUUUCUUGGUGAUCGGGUUCAUUAUGAUGCUAUUGGCCCGCGUUCUUAGCGAGUCGGUCGUGUUCUAUUAUGGCAGCUUUAUGACGGUCGGAGUCAUCAUUGUGAUAUUGAUAGUUCUUUUUCAGGGCAUGAAACUUUUACCCACGGGUCGAAAAAGUUCCCUUGCAAUAGUUUUAUACUCCUCAAUUGUGGGUGUCGCGACGUUUGUUCUACAUUACUUGUCUGGACUGUUAAGAUCAAUACUUUUAGAGAUAGGAAUCAGCGAAGAUAUGCAUAAUCCUUUGGGCAUAUUUCUUUUAGUAUGCCUUGUCCUAGCCGGAGCUUGGUUUGGUUAUUGGGGUGUUCGCAAACUUGUUCUGACUGAUGAUGGAUUGGUGGAUUCUGAAGUGUCUUAUUUUGUGGAAUGGGCAAUUUUGAUUUUUGCUGCUGUUAUGAUUCUUCAGAGUUCUCUGGAUACUCUGCUGGCAGCAGAAGCUUUGAUUUUUGCUAUUGUGACAACAGCAGUAGCACGGAUACAUGGGAAAUGGAGGUUUUUUCGGCGCCUCUUCAAGGGAACAUGGAGGGGCGUUCAUGCAAUCCAAGAUAGAACUUCACCCAUGAGCUAUUUUUCUGACUACCCAUACCCUGUUCAGAAAUCAGGAUCUACGUUGCACAGGGCUCGAGCCAGAAGUUUAAAAUCAACUUCAUACAGUUUUCCUACUCAAGGUGUGAACAAGACCCCAGAAGUUCUAUCUGAACCAGGGACUUACUAUUCUACCUUUCACAAAACACCUGAGAGAAAGAGGUUCUCAAAAGAAGAGUGGGAGCAAUUCACCAAGGAGAACACAAGAGAAGCUUUGAGGGAGCUUGUAUCGUCACCCGAUUUUAACAAGUGGGCUAUGGAUAAUGCUGAGAGGAUAACCUUGACACCGCCGAAUGCGAACAUUCGUCAGAGGAAGCAGCGUCGUUUCCUAUGGUUUUAGGCUUCAUGGUAAAGCAGCAUCGUUUCCUAUGGUUUUACGCUUCAUGAUAUGCUUGCGCAAAGUCAUUGAAGGAGUUUUUUCCCCAGGGCUACCGCGGAGUAUCUGGUGCUUGUUGUAAACUUGUGUAACAUGUCCACUUAUUUACUUGGUAAAGAUUGGCAAGAUCCAUUUUGAUGAAUGUUGAAAGCUUGGAAGAUGUUUAAGUUACUUAGGUUAGGUCAGUGCGGAAUAUAUUAAUACCAGCCUAUUUACGUUGUAUGUAAGUGAUUAUGGAAUAUGUUAGUGUUAACUGAUUUUAAAUGGAGUCGUGGAAGAUCUCAACACCAACUCACUUAAGAGUGAGAGUGUAGUAUUAGGUGAUU
This is a messenger RNA of Asparagus officinalis (garden asparagus), 1889 nucleotides long. RefSeq lists its product as uncharacterized. The record is from RefSeq and is a predicted model, not a curated record. NCBI's taxonomy places the organism in Eukaryota, Viridiplantae, Streptophyta, Magnoliopsida, Asparagales, Asparagaceae. The coding region runs from base 82 to 1527 and encodes 481 amino acids. The transcript has 10 exons.